Messenger RNA from Penicilliopsis zonata CBS 506.65, 690 nucleotides. RefSeq lists its product as hypothetical. NCBI's taxonomy places the organism in Eukaryota, Fungi, Ascomycota, Eurotiomycetes, Eurotiales, Aspergillaceae. The record is from RefSeq and is a predicted model, not a curated record. Gene Ontology annotation, biological process: peptidyl-glutamate ADP-deribosylation. The transcript has 3 exons. The coding region runs from base 20 to 607 and encodes 195 amino acids.
UUCCACCGCCACCAGCAGGAUGGAUGAAAGUGAACCGAAUCAUGGGGUUAUCGAGGUAGAGGGGGAUUUAUUUGCCGCGCCAGAUGGAGCUGCCUUGAUCCAUGCGUGUAACAGCCAGGGUUCGUGGGGGGCAGGUAUCGCCAACACUUUCCGAAUCAGGUAUCCAGCUGCAUACAGAAUGUAUCGCGUCCACUGCGCCCGAUAUAUCAGGAGGCCGCAGUAUCAAAUCGUUUCAUCAUGUGCUCAUGGUAGAACGUCCAGAAGACGGCGCUUGCCAGAGGGUACUGCGCUGAUCAUCCCGCCCCAGGAAUACGACUACGAGCACUCCGAUAAGAGACACUGGAUUAUCUGCCUUUUCACUUCGCCGCGGUUCGGACAAAACAGGAGCUCCCCGGAGGUGAUUCUGGAGAAUACCGUGUUUGCCAUCGCCGACAUGAAGAGACAACUCAGGAUUCUUCGCGUUCGGGAGGUUGAGGGCGGGCCUGCUGAGCUUUGGUCCUGUCGGUUCAACUCUGGGCUGUUUGGGGUGGAAUGGAGGCUGACGAGGAGUGUUCUGGAAGAUGCUCACCUUGAUGUGACUGUUGUUCGUCCUCGGGGAGGAGUGUGAGCUACCUGUCAUUCAUCAUGUUUUCAAAAAGGGGGCUUUCUAAAUUUAAUGGGCUACUGCAAACAAUAAAGUACUCUAUUUGG